AUGUUCCAGCUUCAAUUGACUGUUCCAGUUGCUACUGUUAUCACAAGUUUUUAUAAUACCUACAAGAAAAGAAUAUCCAGGACUACUGUGCAGACAGUGCAGGAUUCGGCACUUCCACAAUCGUUAACUGGAACUGAUGUGGAUAAGGCCCUGCAAUACCUUAGAUUUAAGGAGCACAACCAUGUUGUCCUCCAACAACACCGUGAGAAUGGGCCACCUGUCUCAAACAGGAAAACAAUUGGUCUCACAAGCAUAGGAGACUCUGAAAUGAAGGAGAAUUUACUGAAUAUGCAAAACGCAGAACAAAGGAACAGUUGGAUUUCGGUUCUGGCGGACAUCAGACAAGCGGCAGACUUGUCGUCGUCCAAACCGAUUGACAACUUUGUGGCCCAUCAAGCCAUCAUUGCCAACCAGCCGUGUGUUGAAGUUGCUCUCUUGGACACCAUUCAUUGGAAACUCCUUGAUAGAAGCAGUUCGACACGUCCGAUCGGACACACGGACAAAUGUCCGUUCGGUCCGUUUAUUCGGGGGAUUCCUAUGAGUCGGUUUUUGCAGGGAAUCUGA
Molecule: messenger RNA, 564 nt
Organism: Cylindrotheca closterium
Lineage: Eukaryota; Bacillariophyta; Bacillariophyceae; Bacillariales; Bacillariaceae
Source: the annotation of a GenBank genome assembly